This is a messenger RNA of Penicillium nucicola, 1983 nucleotides long. RefSeq names its product putative C6 transcription factor. Gene Ontology annotation, molecular function: DNA binding; zinc ion binding; DNA-binding transcription factor activity, RNA polymerase II-specific. The transcript is spliced from 6 exons. Gene Ontology annotation, biological process: DNA-templated transcription; regulation of DNA-templated transcription. The record is from RefSeq and is a predicted model, not a curated record. Lineage: Eukaryota; Fungi; Ascomycota; Eurotiomycetes; Eurotiales; Aspergillaceae. Bases 1 to 1983 code for a protein of 660 amino acids.
AUGUCGCAAAAACCGCGAAAGCUCCAGCGCGUUUCCAAAGCCUGUGACUUCUGCAAUAGGCGCAGCAUCAAGUGCGGCAAAAGUGAAGACCCGCUAGGCAGGUGCCAGAAUUGUGCCGAUUUUGAUGUCUCGUGCACCUUCGAUCGCCCCGCGAAGCGUCGGGGCGUCAAGGCUGGCACGAGGGCUCCCAUGCGCGAGGCGUCGGUGAAAACCCCUGGCUCUGAUCAUGCCAUUCCUGUAAGUGCCACUGCGCCGGCCACGGCGAGGACUUCGGGCUCUUCGGGGUCGCGAAGCUCGUAUUACCCCGAGUCUGCGCAUCGUCCGUCAUUGACCGGUGAUCCUUGGUCAACGUUCAAUGUCGGCGGGGUAGCAACGGAAGGGUACGAUGAUGACGGCGCAUUGCGCAACUCCUGGAAUGCGUUUGCGAUUGCCAGUGAUCGCCAGAUCCGAAAUCUUGUGCAGGUUUAUUUCGAGAUUGUUUAUCCCAUUUUCCCACUCUUCCACAAGCAAUCUUUCAUUGAAAGAGUGCAUAAUCAAGAGCAUCUCCGUGAUCCGGGGUUAUUUGCCUCGACUAUGGCUGUCUGUGCUUUGGUCUCUGGUCGUGCACGCGAUGGGGCGCUGUUCACCAAUAGGUGGCAUCGAGAUGAGCUGGCUGAGCCGCCAUCAGAAGCUUUUUAUGCAGCUGCCAAGGACUCUAUUCCCCGAGAUCUUGCCUCAGCAAAAGGCAUGAAUUAUAUGCGCGCUUGUGCUAUCCUUGCCAUCGCCAGUAUUCAAAAUGGCCAGAUCAAAAAUAUGCAAAAGUUCUCCGGAAUGUAUCAUACUCUUACAAGUAUGGAGGGACUUCACGACGAGAAGCUGUGGCCAAAGCAUUUGAGUCCCAUUGAAACUGAAGAGCGACGGCGUCUGUUCUGGUCCAUUUACACUCUAGAUAUCUAUUCCAGCAUCGUGUGGGGUGGUGUGAUUCGAUAUCGCGAAGCUCAUUCUCUGGUCAGAUAUCCAAGCGAAAUUGACGAUGAGUUCAUUACAGUACACGGCUACGGCAUGCCGCCGGUAUCUCCAGCCUCGACCGUGCUCAGCCCAGGAGAAGUGAGAGUAGUCUCACGCCAACCCCUAGCAUGGCUUCGCGGUUGGAAUUUUACUACGGAUCUCUAUCGGAUCCUUGAACAUGUUGUGGAUGGCAACCGACGUCGCUUCUCCUCUGCAAAUGGGACUGCACAGGUGUGGUCACUAUUCAGCCCGGCAUCCAUGUCAGAAGAGGCAGUUAUGGAGCGAGUGUACUCCAUGUACGCCGCACUGCCAUCACAGUUCAAGGAAACCCCUCCCACUACUGGUGACAUGGCCAAGGAUUUAUUCGGUUUCCAGUCUGCCAAUAUCACAGCAACCCUACAGCUUCUUCGCAUGGUGCUCCUCUCAGCCGAAGAACUUGGUGUCGAUCGCAAAUGUAACGUCGCUGGAGAACUGCUUAGUGUUUUCAGCAAGGUUCCUGUGGAGUAUCUCAAAGCAAUCAGCUCACCUCUGCUUCACCAUCUUGGUGGAAUAGGAUACAUCCUCGGUUCGGUCAUGGAAGGAAGUCUAUCAGAAGCAUCUUACCGACGAGUCCGCACAUUACUUCUUGAAAUGGCCGAUCUCCUCGGCCGCCUUGAAACAGGUCUUCAACGCGCAGCCGGCGCCAGUCAACGCCUACGGUCCCAAGUCGACCGAAUUGACGGCUACAUGACCUCCCGGCCGAUCAAUCACCAAACAGUUCACCACAAUCCAAGUCCUCAUGAAGUCCCCGUCGACGCGAAACCACACAUCCCAAUGACAUCUGUACCGUACAUUCCCCCAAGCGGACCGCCAGGCCCGGCACCCGGCCCACCACCCAAUGCCAUGGGCGAUCAGAUGAUGCAGUUCCAGAUUCCACCGGAGCUGUUGUCAGACUGGCCGUGGCCACUCGAUGGUGGCGGUAACCCGGAGGGUUUUCUGCCCAUGGCGUUUGAAUGA